This is a messenger RNA of Trichomonas vaginalis G3, 1644 nucleotides long. RefSeq names its product methyltransferase domain-containing protein. Lineage: Eukaryota; Parabasalia; Trichomonadida; Trichomonadidae. Bases 1 to 1644 code for a protein of 547 amino acids. The record is from RefSeq and is a predicted model, not a curated record. The transcript has a single exon.
AUGAGCCGUGUUGCUACAGUUCUUCCUCACGGCGAGUUUUUUGAAGGUGAAAUAGAUGACUUUUUAGCAGUGUGUGACAAAUAUUUCAAUGAUUUCUAUUCAUAUUGCACGAAAUGGUCUGAAAUUUGGGAAAUUCUAAAUCCGAACAUGUGCACAUCAGAGAACACACAUUUCAAUCUUUCUUGGGAGGAUGACUGCUCAAAAUUACUAAAUGACAAAGAAUUUCAUGAUAAAGUAUUUUUAUCUAAUGAUUUUUCAAAUAUAUCAUCAUCACUUAAAGACUUUCUUACAGAAUCAAAUAAUCUUUCACUUAAACGUGAGUUUUCCAGAGAAGAAAUUCCAGUUAAACAAUAUUUUUCAUUACAAGGCGAAACAUCAUUUGACAAAGCUCAAGAAGUGAUGCAGUUUACAUAUGCAUUCGAUACGCUUCUCAGAAACUUCUACCAAAUUGAUGAUGAAAUUUAUCAUGGAAUUGCUUCCCAUCAACAGGCAAACGAGGUACUCAAACAAAUACAUAUUGAUCAAAAACCAAUUUUACAUCGCGAAAAUAUGAGACUUAUUGAUGUUGGCGCAGGAAAAGGAUAUCUUUCGAUUUUUGCAGCCAACGAAUUAAGAAUACAAACAUUACCAAUAGAAGCAUCAUUAAAUCACUCCUGUGCUCUUCUUGAUCGUAUUGGAUGCUUAGUUUCUCAAAAAAGAGCAAAUACAGAUAAUUUCAAUAUAAUGAAGAUGUGCAUUGGCUAUGUAACAUCAUCUACGAGUGUUGAAGCCAUAAUUCAUAACGCAAUGUCCUACGAAAAAUGGAUUAUGACGAUGUUACAGAUUGAUAAGGGACCACAAAGGCAUUUACACAAAAAACUGAUGCCGCAGAAUCCAACAGAAGCUCCUUUGGACAUUUCCCAGGUCAAAGGAAACCAAGAAGAGAAACCAAAGAAUAUUAAUGGAGAAUUAGCCUGCGAAAUCAAAGUUUCAGAUGAUAUUCAUGAAAACAUUAAUGUAAAUGAUACAUUUCUUGUCUCAAUUCAUGCUUGUGGCAACUUAUCAGUUGAAUCCCAUGAAAUUGCUUUGACUUGCCAUGAUUGCAGAGGUGCUGUUAGCGUUCCAUGUUGUUUCCAGCAUUUAACUGUUGAUAAAUGCCCUCUUAUCCCUGAAAACAAUCGAAUCUUUGAAUUUAUGUUCAAAGGAGACACAAUGAAGAGGAAAGACUUCCUGAAUCAUGCAUUAUCAACAUACUUCUGUGAUUACGAGAAGCAUAAAGAGAUCGUAUCUAAAUUCCUUCCAAGAGAAAUUAUUUCUGCAUUUAUUCCACCAAGAGUGUCCGUCAAAAAGAUCAAAAGACUAAAAGAUGAGGACGAAGUAUCAUACGUUCAAAGACUAUCUCAAAUGUUUGGUGGAAAUGCAACAAAAGAAGAAGUACAAGCAAGAAUUGACUUUACAACUAAACAAAUAUGGAGAAUGAUGGCCCAACAAACAAUGAGAGAGUUUUUCGGCCACGCUUUUGAGACUUUUGUUUUAAUUGAUAGACUUGCUUAUUACGCAAAGCUUGUUAAGUUAACAGGUAAGAAGUACUACGUUGGAAUGUUCGAUUGCAUGUCACCAAUAUCACCAAGAGCUUUUAUGCAAUUUACAUUAAAAAUUGAAUAA